This is a messenger RNA of Nicotiana attenuata, 912 nucleotides long. RefSeq lists its product as uncharacterized. The transcript has 2 exons. The record is from RefSeq and is a predicted model, not a curated record. Lineage: Eukaryota; Viridiplantae; Streptophyta; Magnoliopsida; Solanales; Solanaceae. The coding region runs from base 1 to 912 and encodes 303 amino acids.
AUGGGACCAGCAGGAAGAGACUCACGAUCAAAACAGGAUAACCUCGGGUACGAUCAUAGAUCAAGAGAUAGGGAGUCGGGUUCAUCAUCAAGGUUCGGGAAGGAACGAAACGCACGAGAGACGCGUGGUGAUGACAGAAGCUCUAAGGCGAAGAUCGGCGGUUACAGUUUUAAUGUAAGCACGUCCGAAUUGGUGGAUGUUUUGAGGAGCAUGGGCGACAAGGUACGCUGGCCAAAAGAAAUGAGAUCAAAUCCAAACAGGCAAAAUCCUGAUUAUUGGUGCGAGUUUCACCAUGAUCACAGUCACAAAAUGGCGGAUUGUAGGUUGCUGCAAGGUGAAGUUGAAUAUUUAUUGAAGCAAGGGUAUCUAACUGGAUUAUUUAGUGAAAAAGGAAAGCAGGCAUAUAUGAAAAACAGACAGGAGCCCCCAAAACCCCCUUCACCAAAAAGGACUAUUAAUGUCAUAAGUGGGGGAGAAGAAAUCAAUGGCGUAACAGCAUCCAAGAAAGUUUCAAAAAAUUACAGUCACAUAUGGGAAGCGAGCAGCUCCGUGAAUACCAUUCUAUUAAGAGUGGUAAACGAAAUGCAAGCUGAAGAUAAGCUAAUACCCAAGGCGCACACCUUAUUUGGUUUUGACAACUCGAGCGUUGUAACAAAAGGUGAGAUAAUACUCACCACAUUCGCAGAAGGAGUUGUCAAAGACACGAAAUUUCAGGUGGUUGAGAUGGACAUGGCUUACAAUAUGAUCCUCGGUAGACCAUGGAUUCACGAAAUGGAUGCUGUGCCAUCUACCCUACACCAAGUUAUUAAAUUCCCUUCUCAAUGGGGAAUACGACAAAUCCGCGGUGACCAGCAAGCGUCCAGGAGCAUCAAUUCCGUAGCAGAUUCAAGUGCAAAAAAUGAAGAAAAAUAG